Molecule: messenger RNA, 1939 nt
Organism: Callorhinus ursinus (northern fur seal)
Lineage: Eukaryota; Metazoa; Chordata; Mammalia; Carnivora; Otariidae
Gene: LBX2
Product: ladybird homeobox 2
Biological process (GO): regulation of transcription by RNA polymerase II
Cellular component (GO): nucleus
Molecular function (GO): sequence-specific double-stranded DNA binding; DNA-binding transcription factor activity, RNA polymerase II-specific
Source: RefSeq, a predicted model, not a curated record
AAGUGCCUGCCUUGGGCUCAGGUCCUGAUCCCGGAGUCCUGGGAUUGAGCCCCAGGUCUGGCUCCCUGCUCAGCAGGGAGUCUGCUGCUUCUGGGAAUGAAUAUCCCAGAGCUCAGAGUUUGUCCCUGAGUUGGCAGGGGUUUCUGUCCCAGGAUUUGGUUGGAUCCAUGAAGUCUGGCCUUCAAAUCACUUCUCUACGGAGAGUGACCAGUAGCCCUUCCCAUUGCUGCUCCUACACGGUGGUUUCUGGCUCUCCAGGUUGGGGAACCCCUAUUUGAACUACAGGAGCUUAGUAAGGAGGUGAAGACAGAUGGACUGCCGGGUCUUGUGGAGGCCAGUCUUGCCUGGGAAAGACCCAGCCCAGGCAGUAGCGCUUGCUCCGCAUUUGCUGUGUCUUCUCUUCCGAGGCCCAGGUCUCCUCCACUUCUCCGUGCGUUUUGACUUUCGCAAGGCCUCUGAGCCGUGGUGGAACGGCUUGGGUCCAGAGAGCCGAAGGAGUCCACUCACCUGCCUUUGCUUCCACAUCGCAUCCUGGCUGCAAACGCUCUGCCAGGCCAGGUCCUGCCAGUCUCGAGUUCCCCCAGCCCCCUCGCGCCGCACUAAUAACUUCCAGCCGCCAGGACCUCUUUAAGAGCAUUCGGCAGGGGUGGGGCGGGGGCGAGGGGGCUAGGUCAGGAGACUGAGGUUCUUCUAGAAGAGAUCGGAGAUCCUAGAACAGUCAGCUCUGAUCUCCCUUCUCGGAAUUUUGCAAAUCCCCAUCCGCCGGGGUCGGGGAAGGCAAUCUUAUUGCCGACUAGUUUAUGAGCCAGAGCCACGGCUUGGCGGGGAGUCGGUGGCACACAGAAUCUGGGGGCCGUCCAGGAAGGGUCCAGCCUGAAUGUGCACCGGGCCGCGCCCCGCAGCGCGGAGCAGCUCGGCGGCACGGUACGGCAGGUUGUUCCGGGGCUUCUCUCCGAGCCUCCCCACCCUGUAGAAAUACCGCUGCCGGGACAUCUACCAGCUCCAGACCCACUGCGGCCCCGAGUUGGGGGUUGGGGGCGCAGGAGGAGGGGCACACGGGGCUCGGGCCCGGCGCGGGGGGCGGGUCCGAGGCGGGGGGCCCAGAUCGGGAGCCGCGCGCCGGGGCCCAGGCAGCUGCGGAGCGGAUCGCAGCCGGCGGCGGGACCGCCACAGCCCGACCGGCCAUGAACUCGGGACCCGAGCCCCGGACACCCCGGACACUCUUCAGCAUCACAGACAUCCUAGGCCCGCGCAUGGUUCCCCGCGGACCUUCUACGUCUCCGCUUCCAGAGUCGAGCCCUGGUCCCACGUCGCCUCUGUGCGCGCUGGAGGAGCUGACCAGUAAAACUUUCCGCGGACUUGACGGGCACGCUCCGGAGUCCUCUGAAGGCCGCGCCGCCCAGGGUGCGCUGGGCCCUGGCCCCGCCGGCCGCAGACGCCGAAAGUCACGCACGGCGUUCACAGCGCAGCAGGUGGUGGAGCUGGAGCGACGCUUCGUCUUCCAGAAGUACCUGGCGCCUUCGGAGCGUGACGGGCUGGCGGCGAGGCUCGGUUUGGCCAACGCACAGGUUGUCACGUGGUUCCAGAACCGGCGCGCCAAGCUCAAGCGCGACGUGGAGGAGAUGCGCGCCGACGUGGCCUCGCUGAGUGCGCUGGCCCCCGAAGUCCAGUGCCGCCUCGAGCUGCCGGAUAGCGCCCCAGGCCCCGGCCCCGGCCCGCCUGACUCCGGGCCCCACCUGUCAGAAGAGGAGAUUCAGGUGGACGACUGAAGGCAAAGCCGCCGCCAGCUCCGGGCUCUGGGGCCCCGGACUCCUCACCUCCGUGCGCCGCGCCCCGUCCGGGUUCCGGGGUGGAGGGAGGGUGUGGAUCCGGCCUCCUCCGGUUCACAGUCCAGACGCUCGCUUUUCCCAAUUGUUGAGAAUAAAAUUGAGACUCAGUC